UCAGCCUAUCCCGGCUCGCUCGGCUCGGCUCGGCUCUCCUCGGCUCGGCUCGGCUCAGCUGGGCUCGGCUCCGCUCCCCGCUGUGGGGCGGGGAGGGCGGCCGAAGCCCGGGGGAGGAGAGCCGCAAGGACAUGGGCUGGCUCUGAGCGCCGGGGGAGGGAAGCUGUCGUGCGUGUGCCUCCCUAGAUUUUAAUAACUGCUUGUUGUUGGGUGGUGUGGGUUUGUCUUUUUUUUUUUCCCCUCCCCUCCCCGUUUUCCACACGGCGGAGGGGAGAGCGGCAGCCCCCAGCGCGCCUGCAUGGCUCCUGUCGCCCGGAGCGCCGCUGGGAAAUAGAUCCCGGCUCGGGCCAGGUGACAUCGCCCCGGGCCGCGCUCACACUGGCGGGAGCGGCGGGGGCCAUGGAGGGACCCUCGGGGGACGCGGAACUGCCGCUGCUCACGGUGAAGCACGAGCUGAGGAACGCAAAUUUGACAGGCCAUGCAGAGAAAGUUGGCAUUGAAAACUUUGAGCUCCUGAAAGUUCUUGGAACAGGGGCCUAUGGAAAAGUGUUCCUCGUGAGGAAAGUAAGCGGCCAUGAUGCUGGAAAACUAUAUGCCAUGAAAGUACUGAAGAAAGCAACAAUAGUUCAAAAAGCCAAAACAACUGAGCACACAAGGACAGAACGACAAGUCUUGGAGCACAUUAGGCAAUCACCAUUUUUAGUCACGUUACAUUAUGCCUUCCAGACAGAUACAAAGCUUCAUCUCAUUUUAGACUAUAUAAAUGGAGGAGAAUUGUUUACUCAUCUUUCACACAGAGAGAGAUUCUCAGAAAAUGAGGUGCAAAUUUACAUUGGGGAAAUCGUUUUGGCACUUGAACAUCUCCACAAGUUGGGGAUUAUAUAUCGGGAUAUAAAACUUGAGAAUAUUCUCCUCGAUUCUGAUGGCCAUGUGGUGCUGACAGACUUCGGUCUGAGUAAGGAGUUUCUUACUGAUGAGAAUGAGAGAGCAUAUUCCUUCUGUGGAACAAUAGAAUACAUGGCUCCGGAUAUUGUAAGAGGAGGAGACACAGGACAUGAUAAGGCUGUUGAUUGGUGGAGUGUUGGUGUUCUUAUGUAUGAAUUAUUAACUGGAGCAUCACCAUUUACAGUCGAUGGAGAGAAGAAUUCCCAAGCAGAGAUUUCUAGGAGAAUAUUAAAAAGUGAGCCUCCUUAUCCACAAGAAAUGAGCGCUCUAUCUAAGGAUAUAAUUCAGCGGCUUCUGAUGAAAGACCCCAAGAAGAGGCUAGGUUGUGGUCCCACUGAUGCUAAUGAAAUCAAGCAGCAUCCCUUUUUCCAGAAUAUGAAUUGGGAUGAUUUAGCUGCCAAAAAAAUACCAGCUCCAUUUAAACCAGUAAUCAGAGAUGAAUUGGAUGUCAGUAAUUUUGCAGAAGAGUUUACAGAAAUGGAUCCAACAUAUUCUCCUGCAGCAACCCCUCAGACUUCAGAAAGAAUAUUUCAGGGAUAUUCUUUCGUUGCACCUUCUAUUUUGUUUAAACGCAAUGCAGCUACAGUAGAUCCUCUUCAGUUUUAUAUGGGGGAUGAACGACCUGGAACUACAACUAUUGCCAGAAGUGCUAUGAUGAAGGACUCUCCAUUUUAUCAUCAUUAUGAACUGGAUCUGAAAGAGAAACCAUUGGGAGAAGGAAGUUUUUCCAUUUGUCGAAAGUGCUUACACAAGAAAACUAGCCAAGAGUAUGCAGUAAAAAUAAUUAGCAAAAGAAUGGAAGCCAACACCCAGAGAGAAAUAACAGCCCUGAAACUCUGCGAAGGACAUCCGAAUGUAGUGAAGUUACAUGAAGUUUUUCAUGACCAGCUUCACACAUUUCUAGUAAUGGAAUUGCUGAAGGGUGGAGAAUUGCUUGAGCGUAUUCAGAAAAAGAAACAUUUCAGUGAGACUGAAGCCAGUCACAUUAUGCGCAGACUUGUUUCAGCAGUGAGCCACAUGCACGAUGUAGGAGUAGUCCACAGAGAUCUGAAACCUGAGAAUUUACUAUUUACAGAUGAAAGUGAUAAUUCAGAAAUAAAAAUAAUUGAUUUUGGCUUUGCUCGUUUAAAACCACCUGAUAAUCAGCCUCUGAAGACUCCGUGUUUUACUCUUCAUUAUGCUGCCCCGGAGCUCUUGAAUCACAAUGGUUAUGACGAGUCUUGUGAUCUGUGGAGUUUGGGAGUCAUUUUGUACACAAUGCUAUCAGGACAGGUACCAUUUCAGUCUCAAGACAGAAGUUUAACAUGUACCAGUGCAUUGGAAAUUAUGAAGAAAAUUAAAAAGGGAGAAUUUUCCUUUGAAGGAGAAGCUUGGAAAAAUGUUUCUGAAGAGGCUAAAGAGCUAAUUCGAGGACUUCUAACAGUGGAUCCAAACAAAAGAAUUAAAAUGUCCAGCCUGAGAUACAAUGAAUGGCUUCAGGACGGCAGCCAGCUGUCAUCCAACCCUCUGAUGACACCUGAUAACUUGGGCUCUUCAGGAGCUGCUGUGCACACAUAUGUCAAAGCCACUUUUCAUGCCUUUAACAAGUACAAAAGGGAAGGAUUUUGUCUCCAGAAUGUUGACAAGGCACCUCUUGCAAAAAGAAGGAAAAUGAAAAAAACAAGUACAAGCACAGAGACACGUAGCAGCUCCAGUGAAAGUUCACAUUCUUCUUCCUCUCAUUCUCAUGGUAAAACUACACCUACAAAGACAUUGCAGCCCACAAACCCUGCAGACAGCAAUAACCCGGAAACCAUCUUCCAGUUCUCUGACUGAAAAGUGGAGAAUAUUCUCUCUUGAAGAUUUAAGUGGUUAUAAACUUGGUAGUACCUACUUUUUCUUCUCCCACAAUUCCUCCCUGUGGCUUACAGGCUGCUACAGGAAUGUCUGUUGCUUUAGAAAUGUAUUUCAGUCAUACCUUUUUAGCUUUGUAUUUCAACACAUUUCUUUUUAGCAUUAAGUUUGGUAUCACUGGAUAUGGUAUAAUACUAUUAUACAAACAACAUUCUAUUCUCUUAGGGCUAAAUUACUAGUGUGCAGUCAGGCUCAAGGUAAGGAGCUAUGCUGCUUGUGGUACAGCUUGGAAGAAGACUGUUUCUCAGUGUCAGAAUCUUCCUCCCAGUUUUUUCCCCACUGUUCAAAGAAAGGAAAGCUCUGUAACAUAUAUAGAACUUUUGGAUCUUCUGCUUUUACCCAGCUCUGUGAAGAAUGUUAUAGAAUUUGAUUCUUUGUGCAUGUAAAGAAUCAUUGGUACAAUGCACCAAAGGAGUAUUGUACUUUAAGACCUUUUAAAUUUGUGGUUACAUUCUGUCCCAUUUCUUUGAAUUUUAAGAUCAAAAUGGAGUGUUAUGGAACUCUUAUUUUGUUUUAAAAAGUAACUCACAUAUCUUAUUCUAAACAACUGAGAAUACAAGUCUUAGAUUUUUUUUUUAAUUAAUUUAUUUUUUUAAAUAAAUCUAGGGUAAAGAUGUCUAAUAUGAGAUGUCUAGUACUGUGAUACAAAUUUUUUUGAAGUUAUUAACUUCUGAAAGAUUUUACAGAUUCUAAAAUAUAAUGCUAUAAAAGAAAAUUAAAUUUCAUAUUCAAUGCUUUGGAAAAUGGUCACAUGUUAAAAUACCUAUUUCAAGAAUUAAUUAUAAUUUAUAUUUUCUUUUUAUAUUUACACAAUAACUUUAAAAUACUAAGAUUUUUUUAAAGAUGCAAAAGCACCAGUUUCAACAUCUGUUAUUUUAGGGUCCAUACAAAACGUAUACCAAGUUAUUUGAAUUUUGCAUUGUGCAAAUACGGCAGUUUAAUAGUAACUGUAAAAUAUUAGAAUAUAUGUUUUAUUUUUUGCACUUUAUAACAUCUAAAGGAGAUGUUUUAGGAUAAAGUGCACUCAGAUCUCUCUUCCUACAAGGGUGCUGAGCACUGUUUUACUGGGUUGAAUGACCUGAAAUCCACCAUACUUGGUGGUUAUGGUCAUUGUGAAGGAGAAUUCUGUACUUUGCAGGAGUGAAUCCCUGUAUAUUACCUACUGUUUUCAUUCCUUACUUUAAAAUGCAAAGCUAUUUCUAUCUUGCUUUUACAUUGUAUAUAACAAAUACUAGACCUGGGCACCUUGUGUAGUGUAGAUGUUAACAACUUAUGCACUGGGAAUACUAAAGGGAAAUUAUAUUGAACACUGUGCUUCACAACUUGUUCACUGUGGUGUACUACAGUGAAGUAUUUCCUACUGUGAUAGUAUAGUAUGUACAUAACUGUUUGGAAUCAUAAAUGUCACUUACAGAAACAUCAGCAUAAACUUUUAAAUCAGUAUAUUUUAUAAAUUUAUGGAGAGCUCUUUUAUAGCUUGUAUUCUCAAUGACUAGAGGUAACUUAAGUGCUAAAGAGGACUUCAGUUUUGCAAAUGCUUACAUGUGUAAGUCUCCACUGAAGUCAGAGGGGCUCCUUGUCAUAUGCCUAAAUUUCUGUGAUGGAAGACUAAUUGAGUAGAGGAUUUUGUUAACAGCUGGCUCUAUCUUAAAGUAACCUUAAUCCAAACCCUAUGCAAAAAAAUAAGGUUAUAGGAAUUGUUUAUAUCAGUGGUUUUAUUUAUAGAAUUGUAUCAGAUAUCAGUAUUGACAAAUACAAUACAUCCAUGUUUACAGGGAUUGUGUGUAUCAAAACAAGGCUUUGAAGCCCAACAUGUUUGUUCUGUGUUUCUUUAAUAUUAAUAAUGGCAUUCUGAGGUUUUGGAAUUGCUCAUGUGAAAUAGUUUACUACUUUCUUGAUGUGAAUGUCAACAGUAAUUGCAGCAUUAAUUUCAGGUUGAUGUGAAUAUUGAGAUUUGCACUGUUUAUGUAGAAGUAGUAUAUUUAAAGAUCAGUAUAUGUGCUAAUAACACAACCAGUUUUAAAUGGCCGAUGUUAAAGUAUUGAAAAAUAAUUGUCAAUGUAAUAUAUUCAGGUUUGCUUUCUGAAUGCUCUCUUUGGAAGUAAUCUCAAUAGUGAACAUGGCUCAUUUGUAAAAGAAUACUUCCCCUCUCCCCAAUAAACUUGCUGUAAAUACAACAAACAACCCACCAUUAAUGCUUGUUAUGCAAACAGCACAGGUGAAUCGAGAGAUUGGCAAACAGGUUGCUUGUAAAGUUUGCACUUGGAGGAGUUCUUGGAAUUUGUUUUCUUCAGAGUGAUGAUGACAAAAAGCUAUCUUGGUUUUAUUUCAUUUAAAUAUAGGAAACUUUUGGAUACCAAGUGGAUUUGUAAUAUUGUGACACAGAAGUCCAGUAUUGCAUCAGAAUGGAUCGAGCCUUCAGAGUGGCUCAGCCCUUUUCCAUGGCUACUUUUCUGAACCAGAUAAUGAUCCCUGCACAGCUGUGAUUCUCUGUCAUCUGAGAACAGAAUAAUUCCUGGCAGAAAAUAUUCAUAGAAUGAUGAUACAUGUUUAUUGGUUGUAAUGAAGUGUUGCACAAGCUACUUAUAUUUUUAAUAUAAACAUGUAAUAUAUGCAUGCAUGUACACACAUGCUGUAUUGCAUGUCUGAGUCUCAAUUUAAAGUAAUAUGCUUUGUUUGAGAGAACUUGUAUUUAAAAAUGAGUUCUGGACUCACACAGAGUUGGAAGGCCAGACAGCGAGGCUACCACAGAAGAGGAAGAAUGUUAUGGAAAAUCAGAGGUGAGAAGCUUCUGGAAAGAUUUUUCAGGAGUAAAUUUCUGCCCUGGCUAUCUCCAUGUGCGUGUAAUAAUCACUGACACUGAAUUGCAAGUUUUAUUGCCAGUUGUCCAGCAUAAACACAUUUCCUAAGUCUGCAGUCACUGAGUAUGUGUGCGUCCACACAAGUGUAUACGUUUAUAACAUUAGGUCAUCGUACUGAAUUCUUUUGUUAUUUCUCAAGUAUCAGUCCAGGUAUUUUUACUAAGUUGGUGGUCUUCAUUCUUUGCCCCAUAAAUGACAGUCUUUCUUUCUCAGCAUCCAGUUUUUUACAUUGGAAAACAUGACAUUGCCUUCCUUCAGUUGAGAUAGUUGAUGGAAUAUUCUGGAUUGAAAGAACAAAACAUAUCUGUUUCUGCUGUAAA
Molecule: messenger RNA, 6019 nt
Organism: Neopelma chrysocephalum (saffron-crested tyrant-manakin)
Lineage: Eukaryota; Metazoa; Chordata; Aves; Passeriformes; Pipridae
Gene: RPS6KA5
Product: ribosomal protein S6 kinase A5
Exons: 17
Coding region: 400-2760 (786 amino acids)
Biological process (GO): intracellular signal transduction; protein phosphorylation; regulation of DNA-templated transcription
Molecular function (GO): ATP binding; protein serine/threonine kinase activity; magnesium ion binding
Source: RefSeq, a predicted model, not a curated record